Messenger RNA from Penicillium canariense, 2580 nucleotides. RefSeq lists its product as uncharacterized. Lineage: Eukaryota; Fungi; Ascomycota; Eurotiomycetes; Eurotiales; Aspergillaceae. The record is from RefSeq and is a predicted model, not a curated record. The coding region runs from base 1 to 2580 and encodes 859 amino acids. The transcript has 3 exons.
AUGAAGAUGACGCUCGACGUCCGCCAGCGCUGGAAGGGCUUUGUCCGUAUUCUUCUAUCUCCAAGUCUCUGGUUCGACGUCUACUGGCCUGCCUCGCGCAAGUACUGGUUCUCGCUCCUGUUCAUUGGCGUGAUCAGCGCCAAAAUCCUCCACAUCUACUCCCACCGGAACUCUCUCUCGCCCGGCCAAUUUCUCCUCUGGGGCCCAACCUUCUUUGUCCAGGAUAUCGCAUGUAUUCUCAUUGCGCAGACCCUCUGCCAAACGUUCCACCGGCGAUGGAUCAAUGUCAUCUCCGCGCUGGUGGUCAUCAUGACCAGUCUGAUGAUCUCCAUUCUUGCCGCCGCCAACAUCUCGUUCUAUACGCAGACGGGCGCCGAAUUACAUUGGCGACAAGCGCAUUAUUUCCAUCGCGACGCGGCCUCGAUUAAGACUUUGCUGACCGGAUUAACCGGCAUUGUGAUCGUGGAGGUGCUGUUCAGUGCUGCUGCAUGGAUCUCGUCGCCUUACCUGUACAAUGGGGUCCGCGCAGUUGUUCGGGUUUGGAAAGCGACCGUUGCCCCAGUCCUCAUGUGCUGGAAGCGGAACCGCACCUCCGACAAGGACUAUGGGCAAGUUGCCAACACGGACUGGGAUGAGGAGCAUGCGGAAUCAGAGGCCAUGAUGGGCUGGCAGGAACCCGUGGCCGCAUCCCAGAAACCCUCAUCGCACCCUCCGCCGUCCCUGUCAGGGCGCGUGCUCGUGGCCGCGGCGAUCGCCCUUCUGCUCCUUCUACGUUGCAUUCGCCCGACUGCUACCGCAUACUCCUUUCUGUCGCAGACCGUACUCAUCACCCCCUUUGAGAAGCCCCCACAGUCAGUGAAGACUUCCUCCGUCGAUCUCCCGCCGGACCUGCCCGGUGACUACAGCUGGCUCUACAACCAUACCGCGCUGGCCGCACCCUCCAGUUUCGACUGGCUGCCAACGAAGAAGAUGGCUGGGUUCAGGGACUGGUAUGAGGAAGGAAUGGAAGGAACAGCUUUACACUACGACCCCGCCCAUGACCCGCUGAAGAUUUCCAACCUCGACCGCGAUGUUCUGGAGCCAUUACGCGACGCUCUCAUGGAUGGCCAUGUGAACAUCAAGCACGUUUUCCUGCUGAAGUUAGAAAGUACCCGUCACGACGUCUUCCCGGUUCGCAAGGAGUCCCAUCUCGGCGAUUUGAUCCGCGAAUCCUUUGGUGGCAGCAUUCCAGAUGACGUGGAUCAGCGCCUCGCCAACCUAACCGUUCAUGCCGAGCGACUGACGGGCAUCCCGGCCGGUUGGGAGCACAGCAACGAUUCAUGGGAGCCAUACGGAGGCAUGUAUGCGUCGAACGCCUACACUGGCGACACCUUCACUCUCAAGAGUAUUCUCGCCAGUGUAUGCGGCAUCGCACCCUUGGUGGUCGACUUCAACCGCGAAUACCUGCAUCAUAUCUACGAGCCGUGCAUGCCGCAUAUUCUGAGCGCAUUGAACUCCUUGUCUAGCGAACACAACACCAGCCAGGUAAAGAAAGAUGAUUAUACCACCUGGCCCUGGCAUUCGACCUUUAUGCAGAGUAUCACAGAUAACUACGACAACCAGGACCUCUUGCUCCCUGUUUUGGGUUUCAAGGACAAGGUUACCGACAAGAAGAUUACCAAGGACUGGAAGAAAAAGCCUGGCGAUGCACCGGAGAAGUACAAUUUCUGGGGUUAUCCCGAGCAUGAACUGCGGUCGUAUUUCCUCAAUGCUUUGAAUCAUGCGGAGAAACAUCAUGAGCGCAUCUUCCUCACUCACCUGACGGGGCAAACACACCAUCCAUGGCAAAUGCCAAAGGGCGACAAGUAUGAGGAGUUGAUUCACCACAGCAUUUUUAACCACAAUGGGAAUGUGAACCGCUACCUGAACACUAUUGGGGUUGCAGACAGAUGGCUUGGAGAGGUCAUGGACGUUCUUCAGGAAGCUGGUGUUGCGAAUGAGACCCUGGUAGUCAUGGUUGGUGACCACGGCAUCUCUCUGGUCGAGGACGGUGGUGUGACUCCCUAUGACAACCCGCACGUUUCCAACUUCCAUGUCCCCCUCGUCUUCUCACACCCGCAGCUUCCCCCAAUCAAGAUCGACGGCCGUGUCACAUCCAUGCAAAUCCUGCCUACCAUCAUGGACCUCCUCGUGGAAUCUGGGUCUCUGGACGAGAAGGCUACGGAUGCAAUCAAGGACCUCCUCCCUCUUUAUGAAGGCCAAUCAAUAAUCCGAGACCUUGUCCCAGAGAAGGAUGGAAAACUCGACUGGCAAUUCACCGUCAUGAACACCGGAGCCACAUGGCUUGCGCUUCGGUCCGCCCCGAAGCCAUACCGCUUGGUCAUUCCACUCGUUCCCGAUGUCGAGUGGCGCUUCUCGGAUGUGGAUAAAGACCCCCACGAAUUGCACACCCUUCAGUCGUUCAGCCUGCCCCCACUUCUGGACCAAGUUGCCGCGGCGCACGGCGAAGAGGCCCUGCAAUGGGUGAUUGAUGCAGCUCAUGUUACCCAGUGGUGGGUCGGAGAGAAUUGGCGCCGUUAUGAAUACAAGCCGGAGUCAUGA